GACAUUUUGGUUUGGUAAACUAAACAUUGAGAUUAAGGACUCGACUAGCGCUAGAUAUUACUAGUAUUAUGACCGGACAAAGUCAACCUCACAGUCUGUGCUGACACCUCGGAAAAUUAACAACGUUGCCUUGUCCUCCAUGAGUUUCCUCCGCAGGUUGUGCCCCUGUUUGCACAAGGGCGGCGCAGCCUUCCACGACGGCGAUGACGACGACGUAGAUCGCAACCACCCCGGCGACUCCUUCGACCUAAUCUUCGGCCUCCACACUCUCCAACUCGCCACCAACUUCUUCUCCGACAUCAACCGGCUAGGUCAUGGAGGCUUUGGUCCUGUUUUCAGGGGAUUGAUGCCAAAUGGUCAAGAAGUGGCGGUUAAGAAGCUGUCAUUGGAAUCUAGGCAAGGAGAUAGAGAAUUCACCAAUGAAGUCAGGCUAUUACUCAGAAUUCAGCACAAGAACUUGGUUACAUUACUGGGUUGUUGUGCAGAAGGGCCUGAAAAGAUGCUUGUAUAUGAGUAUCUGCCUAACAAAAGCCUUGAUCGCUUUCUGUUUGAUAAGAGAAGGUCUUCAUCUUUGGACUGGGCAACGCGAUUUAGAAUAGUUACAGGUGUGGCAAGAGGACUUCUCUACCUGCAUGAAGAGGCCCCGGAAAGAAUUAUUCACAGGGACAUUAAAGCUAGUAACAUAUUGCUGGAUGAGAAAUUAAAUCCGAAAAUUUCGGACUUUGGUUUGGCAAGGUUGUUUCCUGGGGAGGACACUUAUAUGCAGACAUUUAGGAUUUCUGGUACACAUGGUUACAUGGCCCCUGAAUAUGCAUUGCAUGGAUAUCUGUCUGUGAAGACAGAUGUUUUCAGUUAUGGAGUCCUGCUGUUGGAAAUAGUUAGUGGGAGAAAAAACCAUGAUAUGCAGCUUGGUUCAGAAAAGGCAGAUCUCCUGAGCUAUGCGUGGUCGCUUUAUCAAGGAAGGAAGAUAAUGGACUUAAUUGACCCAACCCUUGGUAGAUAUAAUGGUGAUGAGGCAGCAAUGUGCAUUCAGCUAGGUUUGUUGUGCUGUCAAGCAAGCAUAAUUGAAAGACCUGACAUGAAUAAUGUUAAUCUCAUGCUCUCAAGUGAUUCCUUCACUUUGCCAAGACCAGGAAAACCAGGAAUUCAAGGUCGUGCAGGACGUUGGAAUACAACCUCAACUUCUGCUUUGACCAAUACCAAUGCUAGUAGUGCUACCAGGGUCUCAGGUGGUAGUGGUAGUUUUGUAGAGGAUUAUUCUAGAAAUUCUAUAUCCACCUCUUCUUUUGAUGAAGGAAGAUGAUCUCCAUUCAUAUUGUAUAGGGUGUAAUAGAAGAUCUCUAUUUAUUUAAGGGUAUUCUUUUUCUAAUAUCGAUUUUAUAUUAGUAGAAAUAGUUUGAUGUAUUUUAUGUAUAACCUAUAACUAUAUAUAAAAAGAGAGAGAGAUGAGGUUUUACCCUCCGUUUGGAUUGAAGGAAAGAAAAAUUUUCAUUUU
Messenger RNA from Glycine soja, 1495 nucleotides. RefSeq names its product putative receptor-like protein kinase At4g00960. NCBI's taxonomy places the organism in Eukaryota, Viridiplantae, Streptophyta, Magnoliopsida, Fabales, Fabaceae. Gene Ontology annotation, molecular function: ATP binding; protein kinase activity. Bases 140 to 1303 code for a protein of 387 amino acids. Gene Ontology annotation, biological process: protein phosphorylation. The transcript is spliced from 5 exons. The record is from RefSeq and is a predicted model, not a curated record.